AAAUCGUAGUGCUUUAUAGCGUGGGGAAAGCGGGACUGGUGGAACUGAGAUAAAGGUCCAUGCUGCCGGUGUUGGUGUUGUUGGAGCAGUGUGUUUGUGAGAAUAUGUCUGCGUAAUUCGCUGUAUCAAAUUGUGUCAGCAGUCCUGGCUGUGGAAUAAAUGCAAGGAAUGAACGAAUAACUUUUACAACUUUGCGGCCACAUUUUGUUACCAACAGGUAUAAAAAAUUGUGGAAGUGAAGGAAAAAUACUCUAUUUUAACGUAUCAUCAAAGUCGUUGUAUUCAUUCCGGAUACGAAAAAAUUGAAAGUGCGUAAACGGAGUCGUCGAAAUACAAAAAAAAACCGCACACCACAUCAUCAUCUCUCGUCGGCCGAACUACGAGGACAGUCCAAAGGAAUUGACGCAAAACGGAAAGUAAGCGAAAGUUCUCCUUCCGGUACGAUUGAGGAAAACUUCUUCAGAUACCCAUCCCGCAGUCAAACCUACAGCUCGUGGUACUAGGGAAGCCGAGGAUUGGAGCUGUUUGCAUUCGCAAACUCGUUAUCACCUGGGUAGCAUACAUUUUUGAUAACCACAAUCACAGCUCGUUUCGUUAAACGGCUGCUUCAUCUACCUGGAAAAGCGUUGCGAUAGUGGUGCUCUUUGGCAAUAAGAUUUAACCUCGACAAAAAAAAAUAUGGCCAGCCUAAUGCAGCCCUCGACGGCUCGUUCACAGCAGGCUGUACACCAGCACCAUAUUGCCAUUGAGAUUGCUUCCGAACCAACGCCACAUCCGUCCCAAGCGCAGCAGUACCAACAGCAACAGCAGCAGAUUCAUCACCAGGAGUUGCAAGCCCACGCAUUGCUCGCCCAGUGCCAACAGCAGCAGCCUCUGUCGCUUCCCUCAUCCAACGUUGACAUCGUGCUGCGAGAAUCCACCCGCGCCAAUUUGAUCAGCCGGAAGAAGACAUCCAUAGUGGCGGCCAAGCAGGCGGGCAAACCCAGCGGAAAGGGGGAGAAAAACGAGGGCAAAUCAGUUUACCGAAAGUUCUUCAAGCGCAUCAAGACGAUACUGGAUGGAGCGGAUCCGACUACGAGCAGUACAGAACCUGAAGCCGAGGAUUUGCCCGUUCCGCAACGCUACUACCCGGACUCGCUGGGAGAGAUCACGCGCACCGCCCGCUUCACCGAGGAUGAAAUCAAGCGGAUAUACCGCGGCUUCAAAGCGGAAUGUCCCACCGGCAUCGUGAAGGAGGAUACCUUCAAAGGCAUCUAUUCGCAGUUUUUCCCGCUCGGUGCCAGCAGUGGCCAGUACGCGCAUUACGUAUUCAACUCCAUCGAUCUCGACCGCAAUGGCUCAUUAAGCUUCGAGGAGUUUGUGGCAAACUUAUCGAUUCUGCUGAGAGGCACCGUGGACGAGAAACUACAGUGGACCUUCUCGCUGUAUGACAUCAACGGGGACGGUUGCAUCACGAAGGAAGAGAUGAAGGAGAUCGUGACCGCCAUCUACGAACUGAUGGGCAAAGUACCGGAGGGAUGUGACGAGGAGCAGGCGAUUAAGGAAAAAGUUGAGAGGCUAUUCGAGAAAAUGGAUCGCAACUGUGACGGUAAAAUAACACUCGACGAGUUCAUUGAGUGCUGCACAAACGACGAGAGCAUCCGACGGUCGAUAGCAGUUUUCGACACCAUAUUCUAAACGGCGUCUCCAUCGAUGUAAACUUGAAAGGCAAUAUCGACAUGAGCAGCAGCAGCCACAACUAUUCCACAUUGCACCGGUGCCACAGGAAACGAAGAGAGGUGAUAAAAUGCGAACAACUUGUUUCUUCCUAAUUUAUUGGCCACAUGUACGAGUCUCUGUUACCACCCACGAGCACCCACAGCGGAAGUUCAACCAAGCAACAGCCAAUGUACCAAAAUCGGCAACGUUAGCAAUUUAACUUUGGAAGCAUAAUUUGAAUCCUUAUGUAAAGGAUAAACCGAGAAUGUAAUGUAGCAUAUAGCAGGUGAAUUGAAAUUCCCAUACUCUUGCAUAGUUUCAGAAUAUUUCUAGCGAGGAGUUCUUGUAUGUUGACCGAAGAUAUUGCGAAUUAUUGAUAACAAAAACAAAAGACAAAUGAGUGUGAUUAGCUUUCGUGCAAAACGUACAAUCAAUGGAAUGUCGAAAUGAUUUCAAAAAAGAAAACGACUCUGGCAGGAUCUUUGAACUAAACAGCGUAUAUCAAUACUGUCAAAUAACACUAAGAUUAUCCUUCAAACGAGGGAUUGAGUUGAUGCUUCGAACGGCGGGAGAUGGACAAUAAUAAUUAUGUGACAUCCUCUUUGUGGAGGCGAAAGUAUUAUGUGAUAAACUCGAGCAACAGCAGGGCCAUUUACGAGCAACAGCGUGUUAUAGUAAGAUACUGUAUGGAGAAAAUAGCUAAUUGUUAUCUAAGCUGGUCUAGGCGGAAGAUUAAUGUCGACAAUGGGUACUGGCAAGAACUUUACUAUUUCCUUUCGCUGCCUCUCUUUUUCUCUGAAUCGUACGAUCUACUGUUCCAUGUUUCAGCCUGCUCUACACUCAUUGCUUCUUAUUACAUUUGUUGGUGAUUAGGUAUCUGGUGUGGAGAUUACAAAUGAAAAAGAUUAAUUGUACGAAGGAAUAUAGCGAAUACUACAUUGGAAAUUAUUAUUCAUUGUCCAUUUCUGAGAUGACGGAAAUAGCAAUUCCACAAUCUCAAGUUUAAUUAAGUACAAUAAAUAGAGAAGAUCUUGAUGUCAAGUCUCACCAUCACAAGUUUUUCGAUCGGUUCAGAAAAAAAACACGAAAAAAUCUCUUUCAAAUUGGUUACACAAAAAAAAUUUAAAGCAAAGAAACAUGAUACAGGAUUCUUAACAAUUACAGUUAAAAUUUUAUACGAACUUAAACAAAAUUUUUGAAGAUAUAUUGGUUAAAUUUGGCCAAAAUUCUUGUGCAAUGUUAUUGAAAUGUGUCUUCACCCUGCUGAAGUUUCGAUUUUUGAUUUUUUGUUAUGAUUUUUGUAAAUUUAAUACAUGGCUUUUAUGGUGAACAUUUUGAAACCAAGCAGAUAUUCCACAAUCUCAAGUUUAAUUAAGUACAAUAAAAAGCGAAGAUAAGAUCUUGAUGUCAAGUCUCACCAUCACAAGUUUUUCGAUCGGUUCAGAAAAAAAAACACGAAAAAAACUUGUCUCUUUCAAAUUGGUUACACAAAAAAAAUUUAAGCAAAGAAACAUGAUACAGGAUUCGUAACAAUUACAGUUAAAAUUUUAUAUGAACUAAAACAAAAUUUUUGAAGAAAUAUUGGUUAAAUUUGGCCAAAAUUCUUGUGCAAUGUUAUUGAAAUGUGUCUUCACCCUGCUGAAGUUUCGAUUUUUGAUUUUUUGUUAUGAUUUUUGUAAAUUUAAUACAUGGCUUUAAUGGUGAACAUUCUGAAACCAAGCAGAUAUUUGAUCACAAUGCGAAGUUGUUGACUGGAACAAAAAAAAAUAUAAAGAGGUUGUGUCCAAGCCGCGACGGUAUUGUUAACGAAGGACUGCGAUAUUGGGCCCUAUUAUACAAAUCGAAUCGAGAAGUCGAUACAAUCACUAUCAUUAUCACACCAGGGGAUAGUAACUUCAAGCAAAAAAGUGGGACCGAAUCGAGAUUGCUUUUAUGUAAACAGUGAACUUUUUUUACACUCUAAAAAUUGGACCGACUUGCACUGACAACUGAAUGAUAUUGUCAAUUUAUGCGAGAUGCCUCAAAACAGCUGGGAAUAAAUAUUGUUUAUAUACAGUAAGUUACAUUUAAUGCGACGUUUAGAUUAUUGGACAGACCUGUAAUGUGACACGUUUAAUUAGACAUUUUUGUAAACAUCGAGUUCGGGGCCUAAAUUAUGGCGCCACAUUAAAGUUGCCACCAGACGUCGAUACUGUACCACUCACAUCGCCAAUGUUCAAUUACAGGCCAAAAUCGCCUCUAAAGCGACACUGAGUGGUGCCUCGGCAUGUCGUAUCAAAUUUAAAUAACUGUAUUAUUUUGUUAUUUAUGUUCGCAUAAUAAGCAACGAACACACAUUUAUUUUCCACUUGCAAUAGUAUUCACGAUGAUUGGAUGGAUGAAUAUACGACUCCUACAUGCAUCUAAUACGACUAUUGUCAUGCUUAUACCAAACAACAGACAACCAAAAAAAGAAUGGCGGAAAACGUUUUUGAUAAUAAUGAUAAUUAUUAUAGAUUUUUGUAAAUACAUGUAUGUUUGGAAUAUUACGUUAAAAAUUAUUUUUAAGUCAGAAUAUUUCCGGUUUCAAGAAAAGUGAAAGUUAAAGUUGCUUUUUUCAUUUUUAACUUUGAGAACGAGAGACUAUCUGUUUACCGGUCUUUUGAGUUCUGAUAAACAAAGUGACAAAAAUAAAUUAGUUCAACUUCGUCAUUCAAUUGCACUUAACUCAAAACUGUAAACAUGAGAUUAUGAACUUGACAAAUUAAGCUGUCAAGUAUGCCAACCCAGCAAACAUUAAAUCGUAUAACUGUCGUAUAUAGAGCAUCGAAUAGCUGAUAUUUUGGGCGGUAUAUGAUGCGCCCAAAUAGCAUAUACAGUAAGUUACCUCUAAUCCUCGACAUACCGAGGCACUAUUCAGUGUCGCAUUAGAGGUGAUUGGCCGGUAAUUGGACAUUCACGAUGAUAGUGGUACAAUGUCGACGUCUGGUGGCGACUUUCAAUCCGGGGCCAUACUUUGGGUACCAAACUCGAUGUUUACAAAAUAUCCAAUUAGAGAUGAAAAUGUCCAAUUAUUUGUGUUCCAUUACAGGUCUGUCCAAUUAACUAAAUGUCAAAUUAGAGGUAACUUACUGUACAUGCAAGGUUAUUAGGCAAUACCUAAUAACAUCAUAAGUAUGUUGUCAUACGAAUAUACGAUUCAUCACUGCCAUAAAAAAAUGGCGGAAAAUAUUAAAGUAAAAUGUUUGGCUAAAAUGUUUGGCUCCUUUUUUGUAUGUAUAUAGAACCUUUAUAAACAUUUAUGUUUGUACAAAUAGGAAUCAAUCAAUUGACUUUUAGUGAUAUAAAUAUUUGAUAUUAGUGAUGGCGACGGUUAUAAAAUUGCUUCUAUGGGAUUUGAACUCCGGUUGUUUGGAUUAUCAAGCAGCAGCUAUCUCGUACGAAAGAGUUGCAUUCGGAUACUUCAUUCCUGAUUGUUUAUUGUGCUUUAGUGGAAAUAUCGCAAAGUUUCAAGUAAUCAAAUAACAUGAAGUAAAAAAUUUCAUUCAUAUUCUAACAAUUUAAAACUGCUUUCGGGCCUGCCCAGCAAACAUUAAAUCGUAAAAAAAAUUCGAGGGGUUGUAUCCGAGACACGACCGCUUAGAACGUAGGACUACGGAAUCUUUUUUCUUUUGAAAUUUGAUGAUUUAUCAUUUCGAAUAUUAUUUGCGAAUACGUCGAAAUUUCAUAAAUAACUCUUUAGUAAAAAGUUCCGGGAACCUUGAAAAGGUUUAAUGGCUUGCGUAGUUUUGUAGAAUCAUUUCGAGAAGCAACGAUCAUUUUUUGCCUUUGCGAGAACAAUACACUAAUUGGUCAUAUGGCACAAUUCGUUUCUUUCAAUCAACGCACGCAUUGCACCGAAUAUUAACGAGAGGCAUCUUCCGUGCAUCGCCAUCAAAGACGAAUGAACUCUCUGAGUUUCAAGUGUCUAUAAUUCAAAAGAAGAAGAAGAAGAAGUGCAUCGCAUUCAACAGGCAUCAAACACGCGUCUAAUAGAUGCACACAGUUGCAGUGCUAAAAAUGAAACAUCGCAAGAAUGACCGUUUAUGAAAAAUCGUUUCUCGACUCUCGGUCAAAACCGUCAACAAAGUUUCUAAGCUCUAUGUUUUGCUCAAUGAAAACAAGCUACACACAAAAAACCAAACACUUAUGUUUAGAAGCGACCUAUAAUCAUUUGUACUCUUCUCUUUUUUCGCCUGCUUUGCCAUGAUUCGGAAGGUUGUGUUAAUUGCAAUGCCAGAUGCACUUCAAGUGAAAUAUUCACUAGCGUUCACAGCUCGAGGGGAAACAUUAAACACACAAUGAGCAGAAUAAGCGACCUUUGUUGUCUCGGGCACAGAAAUAUUCUGAGAAUUUUCCUCAGAGGAGAUGCAAUACUUAUACAAUACUUAUUCGAUUGGUAUACAAAACGUUUAAAUCCGUUCGUAGCAAAAAUAACGUUAACUUUAUUUCAUAGAAACGUGAACUGUUUUCUAAUUUAGCACUCUUAAUGUAAGACGUAGUCCUACGUCAAAAAUCUAAAAUUGGAGGCGAUAUACAUACAUCUAAGACACAUUACUUGUAUGAUGUGUAUAACUGGCAUAUGCAUAUGGAAUUGGAGGCCAUAUACAUGUAUAUGGGGUAUAUGAUGUAAUAUAAACCAUAAUUAUACGUUUUUUAUUUUCUAGGAUGUAUGUAUAUCGCCUCCACGUUUGCUUGUAUGGGCUGGCUAGGCGCAUCAUAUACAUGCAGUUUAUAUUAAUCAUACUUGUAUGUUUGAGAAUAUAAUCCUCAAAAUAAAAUCAUUACACUAAACCUUCGUUUCAAACAACUUAUACAGCUACUAAAUCACGCAUUAAACAUCAAGAAUUGCCGGGAAUCUCUUAUCAAUAUUUGUUCAAAUUUAAAAAUGUGCUUAACUCCAGUUUUGUUGACAACUUUUAUGCAUUCAAUUAAAUCGUACGAUAAACAGAAACAUUCCCACCUUUCAUCCUACAUUAAACACCUCGUAGUAGAAAUCUGUUAGUAUGCAUACACUCUCCUACGAAACAUAGUGGAAAAAAAUAUAUUCGUCGAUGUAAACAAGCGGUGAAAAAGGAGACACUUUGCGACGAGUGAUUUGUAUGAAGUUCCACUGCCGUGAUCACACCGAGCAAAAUUUCGUAUUUUGUAAAUCGAGAUAAUUUCUUACCGAGCUCGAAUAUCAUGUGUUGCAAUUGCAUAUAUUUAAGCGUAUAACCCUCUGAAGAUAUGCGUCAAGCAAACAAAACAACUCGAAAAAUUCUGACAGUUGCACCGAUCUUUUUCACUCGGUCGAUACUAUUGAUUUGCACGGUAUCUAUAAUAGUUAAAUAGAGCUAACGAGCAAAAUUCUCAUCGAAUCGAUUUCUAUAAUAGGGCCCAUUAUUUUGCUUCCAUAUGUACGCAUUGUACGGAAUCUUCUUCAUCAGCGCUCUUCCGGCGGUCUGGACACACACUCGGUUACAAUCCAUUAAAAGUUUGUUUAAUCAGCACCAGGGCUCGGCAUAGCCAAAUUCAACUGAGGAUAAUCAGGGGACCAUGAAGCCUGAAGCCAUCAGCCUUCGCAUUCAAUUGGAAACGAUUUUUUGCUUCUUCCAGCAGUUUCUCUGUCAACAUAAAUCAAAAGUCAUUCGGGCGUUUUCGUUGCUAUCUCCUCUACAAUGGUCCGUGUUCAUUUCAUUUUCACCAUCAAAUCAACAUCACGGCAUAUUGAAAUGACCUCCCCCUAGACUGAAUUCGUCUCUCUCUCUCUCUGUCUCUCUCUCUCUGUCUCUCUCUCUCAUUCUCUCUCUUUCUCUCUCAUUUCCAAAUUGUAGAUGAGUAAACGGUGGGCCAAUAAAGGAGUCAUUCAGUUAUGGUGCAACUACUUUUGUCGUAGGACUCUAUCAUUUCCAUACAGGGAUGUAAGUUCAGUGUUUUGAAAACGAGAGCGUUCCUCUGAAACAACAAGCGUUAAUACCUUUUUUCCGGCUCAACGAAAAGGUAUGAUUACUUCAUUCGAAAGAUUCAAUGUCUACGCGUUAUUUGCUUGUUAAUUAUUGACCGGAAAACUUGUUUCACUAGCAUAAAAAUUGCUUUGAAAACAGGCUAUUGAAAUCACCCAAAUCUGUAUAUAAGCUGGUGUUCGCUCGGAAAUCCAUUUAGUUGUGAUUGCAAAGUGACGGAAAGAUGGUCUCGCUCGCUUGCCUAAAUUCUAUGCUCUUCUCUCCCAAUGCCAUUUAUUUUCUGCAGCCGGACUGAACGAAGCCUUUAGCGAAAAACGAGGUAUUGAAGACAACUCGAUACGGAUUAUGUACAAAUGGUGAUAUUAACUAGGGAUUUGAUUGAGCGAAAAAUGUGAAAUGUUUGAUAUGGUGUAGAGAAUAUUCUACCAAAUUAAAGAAACCAUAUCGUUUGAUGCAAGCAGGAGGUUUAAUAUCAUUUGUUGACGAAUGUCACAAUCGAUCGAAGAUUCAAAUUGGCGGGGAGGGGGGUAUUGUUUGCGCUGGGUUUUUUCGAGGAGAAAUCAAUUCCUCCUUUGAGCGUUAAUAAUUCUUCUCCAUCUAAACGAAGUGGUAUUGUAAUCACUUUAUUCGAAAAUUGGAAUACCUAACAGUUUAUGCUUAUUAAUAGGAGUACCGGUAAGUUUCUUCGUUUUUUUCAAAAGUUAAUGCUUUAUUCUGCAAAAAUGGUUGCAAAUUUAAUAUUCAAAGUAUUGCCCAUCGCUAGUCACAACUUUUUCCCAUCUUACUGGCAAUUCAUGGACCUACUUAUGGAAAUAAUCGGCCGGUUUGUCGGCUAACCACGAAUCGAUCCAAUUUUUGACUUCAUCAAAAUUGGAGAAGUGCUGGUUAACCAGGUCAUGUUGCAUCGAUCGAAAAAGGUAGUAAUCGGACGGAGAAAUGUCUGGAGAAUACGGUGGAUGGGAACUCCUAUUUCAGCGUUUCCAAAUAUGUUUUGACCGGUUUCGCGACAUGCGGCCGAGCGUUGUCGUGCUGCAAAAUAACUUAAUCGUGUCUUUGCUCGUAUUGGGGCUGUUUUCCUUCAGUGCACGACUCAAACGCAUCAAUUGUCGUCGGUAGAGGUCCCCCGUAAUAGUUUCAUUCGAUUUUAGCAGCUCAUAGUACACCACACCCAGCUGAUCCUACCAAAUAGACAGCAUAACCUUGUGGCCGUGAAUAUUCCGCGCGGCCGUCGAUGUUGAUGCAUGGCCGGGGUAUCCAUACGUUGCCCGACGUUUGGGAUUGUCGUAAUGGACCCACUUUUCAUCGCCAGUAACGAUUCGAUGCAAAAAAAACCCUUUCUUUUAUUCCGUUGGAGCAGUUGUUCGCACGUGAAUAAACGGUGUUCGACGUCUCAUGGCUUCAAUUCAUACGGGACCCAAUGUCCUAUCUUUCGGAUCAUUCCCAUUGCUUUUAAACGAUCGGAUAUGGUUUGCUGAGCUACUCCAAGCGUAUCGGCGAGUUCUUUUUGCGUUUGUGACGGAUCUUGAUCGAGUAAAGCCUCCAAUUAUUCAUCUUCAAACUUUUUUGGCGGUUCGGAACGUUCUUCGUCUUUCAAGCCAAAAUUACCACUUUAGAACCGUGCAAACCACGUCUGACGCGCACAGUUGGAGCAUGGUCACCAUAAACUUCCACCAAAAUGCAAUGACUUGUCGCAGCUUUUUUCAUUAUAUUGAAGUAAUGAAGUAACACUCCCCGCAAAAACACUCUCGUUGGUACGAAAUUCGACAUACUCAAAGUGGCAAAAAAUCAUGUUGUUUACACUUCAACUGUUUGACAUAUACUGGAAAAGACGCGCAAUGACAGUAGUUUUCCAACGAAUGUCUGGAAAUUUAAUUCUCUGGAAUAAUAAUCAAGUUACGCCAUCUGUUGUAAAGCCGAAGAAACUUACCGGUACAUCUAAUAGUUUUAUUUUGUUUUAUUUACAUAUAAUGGCCAUGCCAUGUACCAAUAUCACAAGUAUUGUUUAUGUACAAAAAGGUCGAACAGCCCCCAUUGUCGACUUUUGAAUCUUGGGAUCAAGUACAGUAUUUCUGUCAAAACAGUUUCUUCGUCAAACAUCACACCAGAAAAAAAAGGAUGAGCACGGUAUAAAAUCGAAGGCCUACAUCAUAAUUAACAAACCAAGAGAACAUAAUCUCGUUGAACGUAUGUUAGUUGUGACAAACAUAAUGAUUCUACGAUGCCAAUCAGAGCUCAAAUUCCACCAAUAAGAGUGUGGUCGAAAAAGACUAUAAUUCACAAAACAAAAUAUUAACAUGGUCAGACACAUUGAGGUUAGGUUAAAGCAUAUGAAAAAGUGAUAUAAUCGUAGUAAAUGUCAGCAUUUAAUACAACUGGAUAUUGACGAAUCGGAUUAACUUUUGACGGCAACUAUGUUUAAAUAAUUGAUAAAAACAUCAAAUGGCGCUGUAAUAAUUUUUGAUUGUGCACCCAACUGAUAUGUGGUCUACGCACAAACCAUUGAUUGGUAGAUGUAAUUAUUUGGAACCAUUUUUAUGAGAAAAACAAAUUAAACACAUUUCCUAUCUCAGAUUGAUCAAAGUACCUUCCUAACUGAAUAAACCGUUGAAUGUUCCAUAGUUUUCCAUUGUUCCAUUAUUACUAUUAAAAACUGCUCUAAUCUACAACUUGUUGUAUUCCUAGUCUAGACUAGAAUAUUCACUUAAUCUAAAAUCAAACAAAUCUCUUAUACCCUCCAAAGACCAACAUCUUAAGAACCAUUACUGAAUUGUUGUACUUUAUUACCACUUAAGAGCCAUCUUCAGGACAAUUUGGCGGACCUAGUCAUUAGAUAAAUGUCAAUAAAUAUAUAGCAUAGACCAAAAAAUCACCAAAUGUUACAAGAAGAGUCAUCAUACAAUGAUAACUGAUACAAACCACACCGGUACCACAAGUAGUGAAAGUAGAAUGAUAUUGAGAUUGAGGUAAGAAUAUCAAAUUCAUAUUGAUAUUCAGAAGAUUUUUAGUAGUUUUUCGAUUGUACCAGAAAGAAAAACUAAUGAAAACCAGUGAUAGAAAAUCAAAUUAAAUGUUCCCCCGGUAUAUUUUUGUAUACUUUCGAUACAGAGUUUAUAAAUGUUGUGACCGUUAACGCUCUCCGGUUUGGUCGAUAAAACGGUACAUUUUCUAAAACAUUCAAACUUACAUGAGUGAGCAGUUCGAACAGUCAUUUAUUGUACAAUCUUUCGAAAUUUACUGAACGUUGUUGAAUCUCACGCUACACAUUUUGCAAUUGCUGUCGUGUUAUCCUUAAAAAAAAAAUGAAUGUUUAUACAUUGUAGUACAGACAAAAGGACGACGAUAGAAUCAAGGCUAUGAUAUUUUUUAAGUUGUUUCGGUGUUUGCAAUAAUUGAAACAUAUAUACCAGAUCAAUAAAAUGAAGGAAUUAA
This is a messenger RNA of Toxorhynchites rutilus septentrionalis, 11090 nucleotides long. Its product is annotated as Kv channel-interacting protein 4-like. Gene Ontology annotation, molecular function: calcium ion binding. The transcript is spliced from 7 exons. The record is from RefSeq and is a predicted model, not a curated record. The coding region runs from base 679 to 1677 and encodes 332 amino acids. Lineage: Eukaryota; Metazoa; Arthropoda; Insecta; Diptera; Culicidae.